AUGGGUUGUGGAACAGUAAAUUUUCCGAUGGAAAAUUCAACCCCACGAGACUUUAAUCUUCCGAAGCCUGUGGAAGAUGGUUUUCAGAUAACAUUUAAAAAAGAACUACGCAGAAAAAGAAAGCACACAUCAAAAUUCUCAAAAAAGCAACAAGCGUUACAACCAUCCAAAGAAAACGUAGGAAAGGCUCUAGAAACCAAAAAGGAAGAUAGUGAAGACAUGCAAUCUUCAAUUCUUACACAAGACCAAACAACUUAUAACCCAGAUCACUCAAUUCAGAAAAUAAUAGCAUUUGAGCCUCAAUUAAAAGUCGCUGAAAUAUAUAAAGAGCUGGAUGAGAUUGACAAAGAAAUAGGAAUAAAAACUAAAAACCACAUAAAAAUUGAGAAAAUUGAGUUCCACUCUGAAGAAAGUGAAGAUAGUUUUUAUGAUAAUAAUGAGACAGAAGAACAAGAGCAAUUACGAAUGAGUAAAGAGAAGCAGAAAUUAAUGAGGGAAGAAAUAGAAAGACAAGUCAAAGAAGCAAAAAAUAUUGCUGAUGCGAAAACAGCUGAAGUAGCUGCAAAUGCAGCAAGAAAUCGUGUGGAAAGAGAAAAAAUCGAUGCAGACAUGAAAAAUAUUUUAUCAAAAUAUAGCAAUAUUAUAUAA
Molecule: messenger RNA, 648 nt
Organism: Blepharisma stoltei
Lineage: Eukaryota; Ciliophora; Heterotrichea; Heterotrichida; Blepharismidae
Source: the annotation of a GenBank genome assembly